CGAUUGGAAUAUGAAAUCCUUAUUGUACUCUUUUUUGGUUUGCAGGUCCAAAUGCGGACGCAAAUACGGACACAAGGGCAAGCAGAAAACCGGAAUGCUGAGACAGAUUACUGUGACUGGUGUACACGCACAGUGCAAUCUCCAGCAUCAGCAGGUCAUGAAGAGAAGUUUUGGGAUGCCAUUCGUGAGACUAGUCAACUUUACAAUUCAAGUGGUAGUCAGCAAGAGCAAUUUAAUAGGCAAGAUCAUUUGAGCUCCCAGUUUGCUUCAAAAGCUCAUGUUGGGCCCCCUCCUGCUCUUAUCAAGGCCAAGAUUCCUUGGUCAGCCCGAAGAGGCAAUCUCUCGGAGAAAGUUAGAGUCCUGAAAACAGUGAAUGGCAUACUGAACAAACUGACGGUAGAGAAAUCUGAUCUACUCGCGGAGCAACUACUGGAUAGUGGAAUUACUAGUGCUGAUAUAUUGAAGGAUGUUGUGUCUCUCAUUUUUGAGAGAGCUAGAGCUGUUUUUGAGCCCACCUUCUGUCCGAUGUAUGCUCAACUUUGUUAUGAAGUCAGUUGCAGCCUCCCGUCAUUCCCUUCUGAAGAACCAGGAGGUAAAAUGAUUACAUUCAGACGUUUGUUGUUGAACAUUUGUCAGGAAGCUUUUGAAACCGCUGACAACCUAAGAGUUGAGAUUUCAACAAUUACCGACCCUGACCAAGCGAUGAAAAUAAGGGACAAGAAAAGGAUUUUCAAACUUAGAACACUUCGAAAUAUUCGUCUAAUUGGUGAGCUACUCAAGCGAUGGAUGCUAAUUGUGAGGAUAGAUCAUUGUGUUGCGAAGAAAUUACUGGGGUCUGACACAAAGGCUUGCCCUGAUGAGGAACACGUCGAAACCAUAUGUCAAUUCUUCAGCACGAUUGGUAAACAGCUUGAUGAUAACCCAAGGUCUCGCAAAAUUAACGAUACCUACUUCAUUCAGAUUAAGGAGCUAGUAGCAAACCCUCAGUGGACACCACGCUCGAAGUUCAUGGUUCGUGAUUUGAUUGAUCUCCGUUCUAACAACUGGGUGCCUCGACAUGCAAAGGUAAAUUUAAUCCAACUGCGCUGGCUCGUGUCUUUCUUUGCAAUAUUAAUGGAUUGAUGUCACUAGAGGGAGCCCGAAUUAAAAAAUAAUAUUUUCUGUCUUUUUUCUUUUCUUGAGCUGGAAUUUCUGUCUCUUUGGCAGGGAUACUCACUUCCAGUUCCAGGCAUAUUUAUUUCGAGGGGUCAAGUCAUCAUUCAUCCCUGCAAAAUUGCCGAGGAAAUAAAUUUGACCACAAGUGGAAUAUCAGGCCCGCAGGUGUGUGCCCUCUCUCUCACUCUCUCUCUACACUCGCACUGUUCCUUCUCAGGUAUACCAACCUGUAUUCUCAUAAAAGGCCUAAGGCUGGUCAUA
Aegilops tauschii subsp. strangulata is the source of this 1416-nucleotide messenger RNA. Its product is annotated as eukaryotic translation initiation factor-like. NCBI's taxonomy places the organism in Eukaryota, Viridiplantae, Streptophyta, Magnoliopsida, Poales, Poaceae. Gene Ontology annotation, cellular component: eukaryotic translation initiation factor 4F complex. The record is from RefSeq and is a predicted model, not a curated record. Gene Ontology annotation, molecular function: protein binding; mRNA binding; translation initiation factor activity.